This is a messenger RNA of Fusarium oxysporum Fo47, 828 nucleotides long. Its product is annotated as mitochondrial 54S ribosomal protein uL11m. Gene Ontology annotation, biological process: translation. The record is from RefSeq and is a predicted model, not a curated record. Lineage: Eukaryota; Fungi; Ascomycota; Sordariomycetes; Hypocreales; Nectriaceae. The transcript is spliced from 2 exons. Bases 55 to 519 code for a protein of 154 amino acids. Gene Ontology annotation, molecular function: structural constituent of ribosome; large ribosomal subunit rRNA binding. Gene Ontology annotation, cellular component: ribosome; mitochondrial large ribosomal subunit.
UAUCAACGUUUAACGUCGUAACGAGACACCGCCUAUCCCAACACAACCGCAAUCAUGUCAAAGGGUCGAGGCGGCGUUGAUCAAAUCGUGAAGCUGAUCGUGGGAGCUGGACAGGCUAGUCCUAGUCCCCCUGUUGGUCCUGCUCUCGGUUCCAAGGGUGUAAAGUCUAUGGACUUUUGUAAGGAAUUCAACGCGCGAACUGCCCAUAUUAUCACUGGAACACCAAUGCCAUGCCGAGUUACCGUCCGCCCCGACCGAUCAUUUACCUUUGACGUCCGAACACCGCACACCUCAUGGCUUCUCCUUAACGCCGUCGAAGCUCCCAUGGGAAAGAAGGGCAAGCGAAAGGGUGUCAGCAAGCCCGGGCAUGAGACUGUCGGCACUCUAUCCCUGAAGCACAUUUAUGAAAUUGCAAAGAUUAAGCAGACUGAGCUCCGACUUUCAGGCCUAUCGCUGGAGGGACUUUGCAGAUCGGUCAUUUAUCAAGCGAAGACGAUGGGAAUUGAAGUGGUGGCUUAGGGGCAUGAUUACGAAAUGAAAAUAAAAGACCACAGAAUGUGGUGUGUACGAAGAUCUCCAACCAGAUAUUAUACUUGUACAACAGUUUAUGGAUAGGGAGUUGGGCCUCUGACCAGAGGAAGAAUUUCACGAUGCAUCUAUUCAGCGUUCAAAAGGCGAAAUACUGGUUUUUCUUUCACAAUUGCGUGUGUCGGGCAGGCCGAUCUUAUAUCAGGCUUAUUUCGAUGGCAUUGAUGUGAGAAGAUGGACAUGAACGUGGUUCAGCACUUGAAGGCCAAGUGAGUGAUCACAGACGGUCGUUGUCCGAGG